This is a messenger RNA of Suncus etruscus (white-toothed pygmy shrew), 2342 nucleotides long. RefSeq names its product cell division cycle 23 (gene CDC23). The record is from RefSeq and is a predicted model, not a curated record. The coding region runs from base 1 to 1794 and encodes 597 amino acids. The transcript has 16 exons. Gene Ontology annotation, cellular component: anaphase-promoting complex. Gene Ontology annotation, biological process: cell division. Gene Ontology annotation, molecular function: protein binding. NCBI's taxonomy places the organism in Eukaryota, Metazoa, Chordata, Mammalia, Eulipotyphla, Soricidae.
AUGGCCGCCAGCUCCUCUGUAGUCCCGGUUCCCGUGACGGCUGCUGGGAUGCCCGUGCUGUCAGCCAGCAGCGGUUUUUCAAAUUUGCGGGAAAUUAAAAAGCAGCUGCUCCUUAUAGCGGGUCUCACCCGUGAGCGGGGUCUAUUGCACAGCAGCAAAUGGUCUGCCGAACUCGCCUUCUCCCUGCCGGCGUUGCCUCUCGAUGAGCUCCAGCCGCCGCCCCCUAUUACAGAGGAGGAUGCCCAGGAUAUGGAUGCAUAUACUCUGGCUAAGUCUUACUUUGAUGUUAAGGAGUAUGAUCGAGCAGCACAUUUUCUGCAUGGUUGCAAGAGCAAGAAAGCCUAUUUCCUGUACAUGUAUUCAAGAUAUCUGUCUGGAGAAAAGAAGAAGGAUGAUGAAACAGUUGAUAGCCUAGGUCCUCUUGAGAAAGGACAAGUUAAAAAUGAAGCUCUUAGAGAAUUGAGAGUGGAGCUCAGCAAAAAACACCAGGCUCGGGAACUUGAUGGAUUUGGCCUUUACCUGUAUGGCGUGGUACUUCGAAAACUGGACUUGGUGAAAGAGGCCAUCGAUGUGUUUGUGGAAGCUACUCACAUUCUUCCUUUGCACUGGGGAGCCUGGCUAGAACUCUGUAACUUGAUUACAGACAAGGAGAUGCUGAAGUUCCUGUCUUUGCCAGAUACCUGGAUGAAAGAGUUUUUUCUGGCUCAUAUAUACACAGAGUUGCAGCUGAUAGAGGAAGCGCUGCAGAAGUAUCAAAAUCUCAUUGAUGUGGGCUUCUCUAAAAGCUCAUACAUUGUUUCCCAAAUUGCAGUUGCUUAUCACAAUAUUAGAGAUAUUGACAAGGCCCUUUCCAUUUUUAAUGAGUUAAGGAAACAAGAUCCUUACCGAAUUGAAAAUAUGGACACUUUCUCCAACCUUCUUUAUGUCAGGAGCAUGAAAUCUGAGUUGAGUUAUCUGGCUCACAAUCUCUGUGAGAUUGACAAAUAUCGUGUAGAAACAUGCUGCGUGAUUGGUAAUUAUUAUAGUUUGCGUUCUCAGCAUGAGAAAGCAGCCUUGUAUUUCCAGAGAGCGCUGAAGUUGAAUCCCCGAUAUCUUGGUGCUUGGACACUGAUGGGCCAUGAGUACAUGGAAAUGAAGAAUACAUCUGCUGCGAUUCAGGCCUACCGCCAUGCCAUUGAGGUCAAUAAGCGUGACUAUAGAGCCUGGUAUGGCCUUGGGCAAACCUAUGAGAUUCUGAAGAUGCCAUUUUACUGCCUUUAUUAUUACCGGCGGGCCCACCAACUUCGACCCAAUGAUUCUCGAAUGCUGGUUGCUCUAGGAGAAUGUUAUGAGAAACUCAAUCAACUAGUAGAAGCCAAAAAGUGUUAUUGGAGAGCUUAUGCUGUGGGAGAUGUGGAGAAAAUGGCUCUGGUGAAACUGGCUAAGCUUCAUGAACAGUUGACUGAGUCAGAACAGGCUGCCCAGUGUUACAUCAAAUAUAUCCAAGAUAUCUAUUCCUGUGGGGAAAUAGUGGAACACUUAGAGGAGAGCACUGCUUUCCGCUAUCUGGCCCAGUACUAUUUUAAGUGCAAGCUGUGGGAUGAAGCAUCAACUUGUGCCCAAAAGUGUUGUGCAUUCAAUGAUACCCGGGAAGAGGGUAAGGCUUUGCUCCGGCAAAUCCUACAGCUGCGGAACCAAGGCGAGACUCCUUCCACUGAGAUGCCUGCUCCCUUUUUCCUCCCUGCAACACUGUCUGCGAACAACACACCCACACAAAGAGUUUCUCCACUCAAUCUGUCUUCAGUCACACCGUAGUUGGCUGCUUUCAAACCAGCACAUUGCCAGACCCUUAUUAUUAUUGAGCCUUACCUCCAUGUAAAAAUGGCCACAUUUGUUCCUAUGGACCAUAGCUCUUUCUGUGUAUACUGAUGCAAAUGGAUCCUUGGGAACAGUUUAUCAGAAUCACUUUUAGAGGCAGAUUGACAGAAGAAUCCUGGCAAGAAUGGGCAUUGUUCUUUUGCCAGUUAGAGGCACUUCUAUGUCCUUCUUAUUCAGAGUGGCUAAGGUUUCUGGCCUUUCUCCCAGACUUUUUCCUUCUUUAAAACAUCCUUUUAACAGCACUUUAGCUCUGGCAGUGCCACAGGAGCAAAGAUUUAAUGCUGCUGGGAGUGCCAGUGUUAGAGACAAGAAAAGGAGAAAAGUCUGCCACCCAGCCCUACCCUCUGCUGGCAGUAGGAGCACUGGAUACCUUAGAAGGUCAGGGCAUUGGAUAGAUGUGAUCUUGAUCUUGGAUUUGCUCUGCAUGACUUCUUGAUGUCAGAGAUUAAGUUUAAAUGGUGUGAAGCUGUGUAUGUUUUCACUGU